Molecule: messenger RNA, 711 nt
Organism: Drosophila obscura
Lineage: Eukaryota; Metazoa; Arthropoda; Insecta; Diptera; Drosophilidae
Product: protein new-glue 1
Exons: 2
Coding region: 187-711 (174 amino acids)
Source: RefSeq, a predicted model, not a curated record
UCUCAUUCUUUAGAUGCGAAUAAAAUAAUAUAUUUAAUGAAGCAACUUCAUUCAUUGAUCAUCUGCAAUUUCCCGCUUAGGGUCGCUCAGCGUGAAUGGGUUCAGCCCAAACAAACCACUAAUCGAACAUGUAACCCACUGGUGAGCCACUGAAAAAAGAAUUACAAAUGGUAUGUACCGAAACCAAUGUCAAUCGAGAAGCUGAGCAAACAUUUCCGAAUGUCAACCAUGGUGUUUGAUCACGCACUUCUGUGCAAGAUCUGGUAUAAAAGCGACCACAGAUUUCCAGAUCAGGCACACAUCACCAUGCGCUUCUCAUUCGUUCUGCUCCUCGCGGUCCUCGGCUGCUUCCUGCUGGCCAAGGAGAGUGGCGCUACAGGCUCCUCCACAACCACCGUAGCUACAACCACCACCGGGACUACAACCACCACCGCAGCUACAACCACCACUUCCGCGUCGGCCACUACGACUACAGCGACUACAGUCGCUCCCGCCACCACCACCACCACAGCAGCAUCGACCUCGGACACGACCACAACGUCCUCAUCAUCGGGAUCGUCAGGCUCGAGCUCGGCAGCGGCCAGGCGUCGCAGACGUGCCUUCAUUCGUCGUCGUCGUCAGCUGAGGAGGCAGCGCGAGGAGCGCAGGAGGCGCCGUAUGCUCCAGCUGUACGAGAGGCAGCGUAGACUGAUCAACCAGCUCCGCGGCUAG